GGGAGAGGCCUCUUGGCCAGGCGGGGAGGGCGGUAGGAGGAUGCGGCGGGGAGUCCCCCUCUCUCGGGGGUGACCGGGGCGCAGGGGCGAGGUCGCCCCCAGCAUGAGCGCGGAGCCUGAGUGUGAACCCCCCGGGAAAAGGGUUCGCUUGAGCCGCUUCUUUCCCCCCGCCGCCGCCGCCAGCAGCAGCAGCUCCGGGGAGCGGCCGGCGCCCUCCUCCGAGAAGGUGGUCCCGCAGCCCCCGCCGCCUCCCCGCCUCAGGGAGGAAGGGCCCGGACCCGGCGGCCCCGCAGCCACCGUGGGGAACAAAGUUUACAAACAAAAGAGAAUUACCUCUUGGAUGGAGAAAAAAGGAGCCAAAACUGUAGAAUCUGAAAGCAGGCAAAGCAAAAGAAACAAUAUGGAAGCCGAGUCCAAAAUGGCGUUUGUUAAAAAAGAUUCUGUUUUUGACCACGAUGCAAAAAAGGCUGAGGGUCUCUUCGAGCAGGGGUGUUCAAAGUUAUCUGUGGAAAUGAGCACCAAGCAGGUGGCCUUUCCUCCAGCUGAGGGCACGUGUAGGGAUAAGCUUUCAGAAGCUGACACUCUGAAACAAACGCAAACAGGUGAACACUUGAAAAACGCGAACAUUCAUCAAAUGUACAAAGCUGGUGUUCAGGCUCGUCGAGCUGGUAAUGACAGUCGGGAAAAUUGUACUGCUAAGAAGCUGUCCUCAGGCAGCCCUGUGAAGGCAGCAAAUCCAAAACAGGCUUCCAAAGACUGGGAUCCUGCAAGGGAAGUGACUCUGCAGAGCCCCCAGCCAGUUAAAAACUGCAGCUUGGAGGAUUCAGUAGGCAUAAACGCUGAGGCAGACGAGGUGGAUGUGGUCCCCGAGAGCCCACUUUCAGAUGCAGGCUGUAUCGCUAGUUCAUCUGAUCUUUAUGACUUUCAGAACCGAGAUCAGGGAUGUUUGGGGGAGUCACCCUCUUUUGAGAAAGGGAGUGAGCCUGAAUCCCCAAUGGAUGUGGAUAACUCCAAGAACAGUUGCCAGGUUUCAGAGGCUGAUGAAGAAAUCAGUCCACUUCUUGAGGACCAUGACAAUUUUGAUGGGUCAGAAGUACCAGACAAUUCCGCACGGUUCCGAAGGACAGAUGCUGACCAGGAUUUGAGAAAGCUACAGUUUGCUUCCCGGAAAAGUGAAGGUGCUCGAUUUAGUCUCAACACAGAAGGAGUUGAUAAUCCACUGAAAGAUAGUGAAAUGCACACGGAGGCUUCUGGAACCUCACCCCUUCUGUCAUCUGAGUGCAGAAGUGCCAAGCCCUAUGGCAGGAAAGACUCUAAAAUUACUGCCCACUUCGCACGGGUUCAUAGAGCAGAUGAGAAAAGGAAUGAACAUCAACCAGGAAGAAAGUAUUGUAAAUAUACCCCUCCCUCACUUCCAACUAAUAAAAAGUGGUUUGGGACACCAAUUGAAGAGAUGCGAAGACUGCCAAUCUGUGGACUUCAUCUUCCUCAUUUGAGACCAUCUGCCAACCAUACAGUUACAAUCAGAGUAGAUCUUCUGAAGGAAGGAGAAGUACCUAAACCUUUCCCAACACAUUAUAAGGAUUUGUGGGACAAUAAACAUGUGAAAAUGCCUUGCUCAGAACAGAAUUUAUAUCCUGUAGAAGAUGAGAACGGGGACAGGACUGCUGGGAGCCGAUGGGAAUUAAUCCAGACUUCACUGCUCAAGAAAUUCACCAGUUCCCGUGAUUUGAAGGAAGCUAUCCUCAGGUAUAAUAUUACCUAUGCCAAGAAAUGGGACUUCACAGCCCUUACUGAAUUCUGCGAUAAGGUAACCAAAAAAAAAAAAAUUGAUCUUGACAAAAGCAAAAAAAAAAAAAGAAGCUCAAAUACUGCUUUCUAUAGUUUGACACCAUUUGAAUUGUUAUUUUUCUCUUAAUUCUGUCUUAUAUGU
Molecule: messenger RNA, 1933 nt
Organism: Python bivittatus (Burmese python)
Lineage: Eukaryota; Metazoa; Chordata; Lepidosauria; Squamata; Pythonidae
Source: RefSeq, a predicted model, not a curated record